UGGAUGCAGCAGGGGUAGAAGGGGCUUAUGCUGCACCGCCCUCUGCCGUUGGGUGUCGCCGUUGCGCAGCGGGACCUCUUGACGCUUUGACGUCCAGCGCUCUUUGGUUUCUGGUCUAAGUUUGUUUCCGGAUGUUCGGCUGGUGUCGUGGAGAAAAAUAAUAAUGGCUGCGAUGUUUACGUGUUGUCUAGGCUGCUGCGGAGAUGGCGGAUCGGGGCAUAUUCCCCUCAAAGAAAUGCCCACAGUUCAGUUAGAUACUCAUCACAUGGGCACAGAUGUUGUCAUUGUAAAGAGCGGCCGAAGGAUAUGUGGAACCGGAGGCUGCUUGGCCAACGCUCCUUUGCACCAGAACAAAAGUUAUUUUGAGUUUAAGAUCCAGUCCACUGGUGUGUGGGGGAUAGGUGUGGCAACCCAGAAAGUGAAUCUCAACCAAGUGCCUAUGGGCAGAGACACAAACAGCCUAGUCCUGAGGCACGAUGGCUCCAUUUACCACAAUAAUGAAGAGAAGAAUCGUCUACCCGCUAACAGCAUUCCUCAGGAGGGGGAUAUUGUGGGCAUCACAUAUGACCACGUGGAGCUGAAUUUAUAUCUGAACGGAAAGAACAUGCAUUGUCCUGCCUCAGGGAUCCGAGGCACUGUAUACCCUGUUGUUUAUGUGGAUGACAGUGCCAUCUUAGACUGCCAGUUUAGUGACUUCUAUCACACUCCUCCACAAGGAUUUGAGAAGAUCCUCUUUGAACAACAAAUCUUCUAAAGGAGCACUUCGGCCUCAGCCCCUCUAUAUGUUGUCGCCCUCCUCUAUAUCUCUUAGCAACCUCUGUAUCACUACAGUUUGACCUUAACUGGUAGUAUCAUUAUGCGUGGCUUGGAGGCAUCUUGUUUCGUUCCCCCUGUUUACUCUCUCUCUACUGCUGCUCUGGAUUGACUUUAGAGUACCCAUGAAGAAGUGGGGAUUUCUCUUCCUUGUUCGACUACAAUCGGCUGUCACAGUCCGUGAUGAUGGAAAGCUGUAAAAUCACAAACUUAUGUCAAUAAUAAUCAAUCCGUAUUAAUUGAAAACCUUUCAGUUGCUGCUUUAAUCCACAAUACAUGUGUGUAGAUAACAGACAAUGGAUGUAAUGGUAUGUUCACUGUUUUUCAGGAUGAGAAGCCAUGUGUUAUUGACAUUGCUUUAUAUAUAUAUAUAUAUAUAUAUAUAUCAUCCAAAAUAUCAUACUAACAUCUCAGCAUACACCCUGUAUUUAUUUGUAUUUAUUUGAUUUCCAGAUCAAAGUUUGGCAUCUUAUUUUUUUGAUAUAAUAUGUAUUUUGUUUUGGCCAGCAGAAAUUAGUGACCCAAUGAAGGGUCAGCUAUAAUUCUAAUACAUUGACUAUUAUGCUGCCUUUUUGAAUUAUCACGCAAUGAAAACAUGGCGAUACCGCAACACCUUUAUGAUUAAUGUCACUGCAUUAUUUAGAGUUGAUAGGAAGAUUAAUACAAACAAUAAAUCAGUGCACAUUCCAGGAGGUGAUGGUGCUGGCAACUGACAUAUUUCUGAAAUUGUAAACACUAAUAUAUAUAAAUCACUUCUUUGAGCAGCCCUUUUUUCACCCUAAAAAAUAUAGAGUGUGUUUAUUUUAACUAUCAGAAUAUUUCCAGAGCUGGUGCUGGUCGUCUCUGAUUAGAGAUAUAUCAGAAACGUGGAGUUGUCGUUAUGUACAGGCAUUGCAUAUCCGCUGCUGAAGUGUGACGAUUAAAUAUUUCAAAUGCUUGUCCUUGUUUGCACUAAUGAUGUUAUUGUAUGAAACCAAAUACUGUUGAUUCAUUAAAGUUUUGUGUCUGGCGGCAUCA
This is a messenger RNA of Oreochromis niloticus (Nile tilapia), 1830 nucleotides long. RefSeq names its product SPRY domain containing 7b (gene spryd7b). The record is from RefSeq and is a predicted model, not a curated record. Gene Ontology annotation, molecular function: protein binding. The transcript has 5 exons. NCBI's taxonomy places the organism in Eukaryota, Metazoa, Chordata, Actinopteri, Cichliformes, Cichlidae. The coding region runs from base 164 to 754 and encodes 196 amino acids.